Prunus armeniaca (apricot) is the source of this 228-nucleotide messenger RNA. Lineage: Eukaryota; Viridiplantae; Streptophyta; Magnoliopsida; Rosales; Rosaceae. The record is from the annotation of a GenBank genome assembly.
AUGCCACCUCAUCUCAUGGCAGUAUCCACAGACGUGGGCGAUGAGGCAAGUGUGGCCGGGCAAGGAAAUAGAAAAGAUCGCGGUGCCCAUUCAUAUGGCUUAGGUCCAAGGAGCAAUCUAUCCACAAGUGACAAAAAUGCAUCCCGGAAUAAGGGGAAAGCACAGACAAGCCAUGUGCCUAGAAAUGUUGAAGGCGCUUAUCACAGAUGUGGUGCAAAGGGACAUUAG